Messenger RNA from Hibiscus syriacus, 525 nucleotides. Its product is annotated as putative phosphatidylglycerol/phosphatidylinositol transfer protein DDB_G0278295. Gene Ontology annotation, biological process: sterol transport. Gene Ontology annotation, molecular function: sterol binding. The transcript is spliced from 3 exons. The record is from RefSeq and is a predicted model, not a curated record. NCBI's taxonomy places the organism in Eukaryota, Viridiplantae, Streptophyta, Magnoliopsida, Malvales, Malvaceae. The annotation marks the transcript as partial.
AAAUAUUUUAUUUGGAGGGUUCAAUUUUCUUGUGAUUUUAUCAAAGCGAUCUGGAGGUUUCAGUUAUUAAUUAUUCAAUUUUCUUUACCUAAUCCUGUGGCUUGGGGCAAGCCAGCUACCUUCACCAUCUCAGCUUCUACUGGUCAAGCAAUAUCUGGAGGCAAAGCGGGGAUUGAUGUUUCCUACUUUGGGGUACAUGUCCAUCAAGAAACUCAUCCUCUUUGUGAGGAAACAACCUGUCCUAUUUCUGUUGGGAACUUUGUACUCUCUCACAAUCAAGUUUUACCUGGAUUUACUCCACCAGGUUCCUACACGCUUAAGAUGACAAUAUCAGGCGAUGGAAUCCCACAGUUAACCUGCAUUUCCUUUGAUUUCAAAAUCGGUUUCGGUACUUCGGGAUCUUCGGUUUCCGAUAUCUAAGCUACCAAGUUCACAUGUGUGGAUGACUGUCACCGUACAAUGUAGUGGGAUGUUUGCUUAUUUUGAUAUGGACAGAUCUCAACUUCUAAAACCUUUGUACUAAUA